AUGAUUUAUUAUUUAUUUUUAAUACAUGAUGUUAAUGGAGACGGUUUCUUAGAUGGACAUGAAUUAAGAGCUGCGUUUACUGAUUUUGGUGAAGAAGAGGCAACGCAGUAUAUAUCUUUAGAAGAGGUAACUGAUAUGGUAGACCAUGUAUUAGAAGAAGAUGAUUUGGAUGGAGAUGGGCUUAUUAGCUGGUCAGAAUAUUUAGAAUCACAAAAUUAUCAUAAUAAAUAA
Molecule: messenger RNA, 231 nt
Organism: Cokeromyces recurvatus
Lineage: Eukaryota; Fungi; Mucoromycota; Mucoromycetes; Mucorales; Mucoraceae
Exons: 2
Coding region: 1-231 (76 amino acids)
Molecular function (GO): calcium ion binding
Source: RefSeq, a predicted model, not a curated record